Messenger RNA from Siniperca chuatsi (mandarin fish), 3199 nucleotides. RefSeq names its product tumor necrosis factor receptor superfamily member 6B-like. Gene Ontology annotation, molecular function: protein binding. The record is from RefSeq and is a predicted model, not a curated record. Lineage: Eukaryota; Metazoa; Chordata; Actinopteri; Centrarchiformes; Sinipercidae. The transcript has 4 exons. Bases 2036 to 2947 code for a protein of 303 amino acids.
UUUGACCCAACUUUAUUUUUGUCCACAAGAUGUCCUCAGUCAGUGUUGUAUAAAACAGACCUCAGCAUGCGGUCAUUACUAAUAAUCAGUGACUCUGACACUGAUGGAGGUGAACGCUUCUUCACAGCUGCUGGCUGCUUCGGGACAAUUACAGACAGUGUCAUGACUUUGUUAAAGUGCAGGUGUGUGUUAUCACAGUGUGCAAAAACAAAUACAAAAACUGACUCUUUAUGAACAUUGUGCUACAAAGAGGAAAUAUCUCAACACUUUAAUGUGUCCUUAAAAAAAAGAAGGCCAAGGGUACAGUCCUGUGAUGGGCUCCCAGACGUCCCUGCAGCACCCCCGCAUCUCUAAAGCCCAUAAGUGAAGAAAUGCGCAUCAUAAAACAUUGUAUCUUUGGUUCAGUUUUGUCAUGGCAACCUCAGAUUAACUCUGUCCAUUCCUCAUGCCUGGCUGCCACUAACCUCAUCAUCAUCAUCAUCAUCAUCAUCAUCUUCAUUAUUUAUAGAGGACGUUUCAAAACCAAGUUACAAAUUCAAAUGAUUAAAUUAUUAUAGAUGUUUAUGAUAAAACAGUAUGUAAGAUAAAAGAAAUACAAUAACAUUUGCUUUUAAUUUUCACAAAUAUGACUUUAAAAAUAUGACUUUUAUCACAGAGGUAAUGCAGCGAUGAUACAAUAUCAGUACAGGUGGAUACUACUGAGGAUCAUUGCUGUGGCUUGGUGAUAGAGCGGGUCGUCCACCAAAGAUCGGCGGUUCGAUUCCGGCGUCCGCCGCCCUCAUGUCAAAGUGCUUCUUGCUUGUGUGUGUGAUUGAUUAGUUAUUUUCUUUAAACUGAUGAGCAGAUAGCACCUGUGUUAUGCCGCGUGAAGCGCUAGAAAGGCGAGAUAGCCAUCAUUUAGAGUACUGUAAAUCACAUUAUUCCCCCUUUUGUGGAAACCACCCAGGCUGGGUACUACUUCAGGUUUUACGAGAAUUUCAGGGUUUAAUGCUCAAAAUUCGACAGAAAUACAGGAAAUGACCUAACUUUAAAAAUCCAACUUGGCAGUGCCUCUUUUCCUUUCAUUUCGCAGCAGAAAGGUGCUUUGAGAGGAGAAAUGUAUGACAGCAGUGUGAUUUACCGCAACCACACACAAAUACACAAACAAACACAAAUAUCUGCUGGACGAUAAUCCUGAUACUGACGCGCUCCAGGAGUUGCACUCUUCUUCUCAGUGGAUCGAAAUAAACUCGACAAAGAAAUAUGAGAUACAGUUAAUAUACGGGCAGCUAACGUUAUCUCUAUACAGGUCCAUCAUUGGUACAGUGACUGUACAGCGUUGUUGCACAGUACAAGUCAAAUUCACUUUUGUUUUAGAAAUAUUACAUUUAAUAUGUUUUACAUUCACUCCACAUCAACUUAAACCUUAAACAGAUCCGUUGUAUUUAUUGAUUGAUUGAUAUUCAUUCAUGCUUCUAUUACUGCUGUGAUUCUGAUUCUGUCUCUCCAUCCCCAUCAUCAGAAGAUGUUUUAUUUCAUUUUUUUUUUUUUAUUAUUCUACUAUACAAUUAUUAUUCUAAUUAAAAAUUCUACAAAAAAUCUUGGGCAGGAUCCUGACACGAAACUCCUGAGAUCACACACACUAAAAUGAAUUUCCAUCUCCUCUUUAGUCGGAUGGAUAAAGUUUAAUUAGUGGACCAAUUUUGGUCCAUGUUCAAAUAAAUCCUUAUUUGGGUGAAAUGAGCGACACAUAUCCGUAUAAUAACAUCACAAACAGUAUUACUGCCAGAGGGCUGGAGAUGGGGAAUCCUGUCCUGGAACUCAUGUUCCAGAUUAGUUUAAUUAUGCAUAGAGCGAAGAGAGGAUGACGCUUUCUAAAUUCCAUUACCAUGAUGAAGCACGGCAUUCCCACGAACUCUCUUAAAUACGCGUUUUCACUGGGUGAUGGCUAUGAUUUGAAGGGGCGUUAGAGUCUACUAAUAAAUAGAGCUGAGGAGGCCGUGAGAGCUCCAUCCUCCUGACGGAUUGCUGCAGCCUGCACCAGCAGACGGUUACUAUGAUGCUGUUGUCGCUCUUCCCGGUAGUGCUGCUGUCACUGCGCGCCACUCUGGUUGGUGGCGUCGCCGAGCCGCACCCGACCUUCACGGACAGGGACCCGAACACCGGCAGGACAGUGGUCUGCGACCGGUGUCCCCCCGGGACCUACCUGCGCGCACGCUGCACGGAUACGCAAAAGAGCGAGUGCGCGCCGUGUCCUGCGGGCUCCUUCACGGAGCUGUGGAACUACAUCGGCAAGUGCCUGCGCUGCGGGGUGUGCAGCCAGAACCAGGUGGUGAAGACGGCAUGCAGCGCGGACAGCGACUGCCAGUGCGAGUGCAAACAGGGAUAUUACUACGAGAAGAAGUACGACAUGUGCCUCCGCCACAGCGAGUGUCAGUCCGGACAAGGGGUGCUGACUAAAGGUACAGCCGAUGAGGACACAGUGUGCCAGAUGUGUCCCAAAGGCACCUACUCCGACACUGUCUCUGCUCACCAGAACUGCACGGAGCACAAACACUGCAACGCUUCAGGGCUGGAGCUGGUGCUGAAGGGCUCCACCUGGCACGACAGCGUGUGCGCAAGCUGCGAAGGGCUCAGAUCAAGAGACGGAGCCGACUACCUCAAAGAAAUCCUCCCAGCUUUCUUUGUUCACCAGAAAAUGCCCAUCACGCGGCUGCGUCGGGUCGUGCAAAGGCUCCCAUCUGAAGGUGACAGAAAACAGAAAGAAACUUCAGGACUUAACCUCUCAGAUCUUCACGUAAGGAUCAACACUUGGGUCGCUUCUGCCACGGCAAAGCAGAUUCGGCAGCUUCCAAAGAUACUGCCAAGAGCAAACAGUGCUGGUGAGAGACUACAGAGGAAGCUGCAGAGAAUCGACUCUCAUCUGAAUGAGCUGUGUUUUGGGGGGAACGAGGUGAAUGUAGUUUAAAUGCCAGAGUAGAAAAAAAGUUCCAAAAUUGCUGCACUAUUCGAAAUGCACUGUUAUUACAGGAAUUAGUACUUUUUGCAUUAGUUAAAUGAGAAUAAGAGUUAAUUUACUUUCAUCUAGCUAAUCUAUCUAAUUAUCAUUUCCUCCUUUUUCAGUGCAUUUCUGAUUCUGAUCUGAUUGUGUCACCUAACAUGAAAUGGCCAGCUGUCCUGUGUAACCAAAUUAAAAAAAAAAAAAAAAAAAAAAAAAAAA